AUGUUCGACAGCACGCUCCGGUCCAAGCUCGACCCCGCCCUUGAGCGGCUUGCCGCGCGUUUGGCGCGCGCCGGCGCGACCGCCGACCAGGUGACGAUCGCCGGGCUGGUGCUCGGCGUGGCCGCCGCCGGUGCGAUCGCGCUGCACUGGUUCUGGCUUGGCCUCGCGCUGAUAUUGAUCAGCCGCCUUUGCGACGGUCUCGACGGCGCCGUCGCGCGCAUCACCGGCAAGACCGAUUUCGGCGGCUAUCUCGACAUCGUACUGGAUUUUGCCUUUUACGGCGUGAUCCCGAUCGGAUUCGUCCUUGCCGAUCCCGGCGCCAACGCGGUGGCCGGUGCCGUUCUGGUCUUUUCGUUCUAUGUCAACGGCGCCAGCUUCCUCGCCUAUGCGAUCAUGGCCGAGCGGCACGGGCUUUCGAGCGAAAGCCAUGGCGAGAAGUCGAUCUUCUUCACCACCGGCCUUGCCGAAGCCACCGAGACCAUCGCCGUGUUCGUUCUGAUGUGUCUCGUGCCGCACUGGUUCGCGGCAAUCGCCUGGGUCUUCGCCGCGAUCUGCCUUUACACGGCCGUCUCGCGCAUUGCUCUGGCCUCGCGGACCCUGCGCUGA
Effrenium voratum is the source of this 606-nucleotide messenger RNA. The record is from the annotation of a GenBank genome assembly. NCBI's taxonomy places the organism in Eukaryota, Dinophyceae, Suessiales, Symbiodiniaceae.